GAACUGAACAGUAAUCAAAGCAGACACACUGGUCGAACUUUAUUAUCUACCAUUCGAUACCAGCUGUAGAAAAAGCCACAAGUCCUCCUUUAACUGUAAACAGUAAAGAGAGAGGUGCAAAAGUCAAAACAUCUUUCCUGGCACUGACUUGUGACUUUCCUCAGUUAAAGGAUUUCCACAGUUGAAUCAACAAAGAGUCUUUGGAUGCUUGGAUUCAAAGAUGAAGCUACAUGUAUCUGUGAUGAUCUGAUGAUGUAAGUGAUGAUUUGGAGAACUGAAGCUGAUGACAUGACAAAGGACUUUAACAUCUCUCAGCUUUCCUGCACGUCAUUCUGAGCCAGUCCAGAUCCACUGUGAGAGACUCUACUGGACAGCAGAAGAGAGCAUAAAACAUAACCAUUACAGGCUGUGAGGACCUAGUGGCUCCUAUUCCUGGUGGUCCCACCAUGGGAAAGACCGGACAGAGCACAGUGGACUUAAACUCCCCUUCAGAGGUCAAACAGGCAGUUCCAUUUGAAGAACUGGAUCCUGUUGUGCCACCCAUGGAUAAAAAGAAGCAGAAAGAGGAGCCACCUGACAGAGGCAGCUGGAAAGGCAAAUUUGAUUUCCUCUUGUCAUGUGUGGGUUACGCCAUUGGUUUAGGAAAUGUCUGGAGGUUCCCCUACCUGUGUGGCAAGAACGGUGGAGGGGCUUUCCUGAUCCCGUAUUUUAUGACCCUGGUGUUUGCUGGGAUACCUCUCUUCUUUCUGGAGACAUCUCUGGGACAAUUCACCUCGGUGGGAGGGCUGGGGGUGUGGAGGCUCAUCCCUAUGUGGAAAGGUGUUGGUUUGGCUGCAGUGGUUUUGUCCUUCUGGCUCAACAUCUAUUACAUUAUCAUCAUUGCCUGGGCUCUGUACUACUUAUUCAACUCCUUUGGUUCGGAGCUGCCUUGGCAAAGCUGUGAUAACCCCUGGAAUACAGAGCAAUGUUUUUCCAACUACAGUCUGACAGACACCACCAAUCUGACCAGCGCUGUCACUGAAUUCUGGGAACGUAACAUGCACCAGCUGUCAGGUGGUCUGGAGGAGCCAGGAGAGCUCCGUUGGCCCUUAGUGGGUACUCUGGCACUGGCAUGGGUCCUUGUCUACUUCUCAAUCUGGAAAGGAGUGGAGUGGACAGGAAAGGUGGUGUACUUUUCAGCUACCUAUCCAUACUUCAUGCUAUUCAUCCUAUUUUUCCGAGGAGUCACUCUCCCUGGAGCCAUAGAUGGGAUCCUCUUCUACGUUACUCCAGACUUCAACAAACUCAUUCGAUCUGAGGUUUGGUUGGAUGCAGCAACUCAAAUCUUCUUCUCCUAUGGACUGGGCCUGGGUUCACUCAUUGCACUGGGAAGCUACAACACAUAUAAUAAUGACGUGUACAAAGACUCCAUCAUAGUGUGCUGCAUCAACUCUUGCACCAGCAUGUUUGCAGGCUUUGUCAUCUUUUCCAUCGUAGGCUUCAUGUCUUAUAUUACCAAGAAACCUGUUCAGGAAUUAGCAGCAUCAGGCCCAGGUCUGGCAUUCUUAGCUUAUCCUCAGGCUGUGACACAGCUGCCCAUGUCCUCCCUAUGGGCCAUCCUCUUCUUCUCCAUGCUCAUGAUGUUAGGUCUGGAUAGUCAGUUCUGUACAGUGGAGGGCUUCAUUACAGCACUGAUGGAUGAAUAUCCCCUGCUGUUGAGAAAGAGAAAGAAGGUCUUCAUCCUCAUCGUUUGUUUCAUCUCCUUCAUAAUUGGCUUCUCCAACAUCACACAGGGUGGUCUGUACGUGUUCAAGCUGUUUGAUUACUACUCUGCCAGUGGGAUGUGCCUCCUCUUCCUUGUCUUCUUUGAAACUAUUUCCAUUGCCUGGUUCUAUGGAGCUGAAAGGUUUUAUAAGAACAUCGAAGACAUGAUUGGCUACCGGCCAUGUGUCUGGUGGAAGCUCUGUUGGAUGUUCUUCACACCACUCAUAUGCCUGGGGGUGUUCACCUUCAGUGCCAUUGAGAUGACCCCACUGACAUUGGGGAAAUAUGUGUACCCACUGUGGGGCCAAGUGACUGGAUGGUUCAUGGCUUUGUCUUCCAUGGUUCUGAUCCCUGGCUAUGUCAUCUACAUGUUCUGCACCACCAAAGGAAGCAUCAAACAGCGUUGGCAGAUGAUGACAACUGCCCAGGAGGUUGAAAAGCCAUCAGGGCAUGAAGAAUUUACACACACAGGGAGCGUGGGUGAAGCUCCUGUCUAGCCAGGAUCAGUCAGGUUGAAAUAAUCCGACUGCCAUUUUCCUCCUUCUGCCAGAUGGACAGAUAGAAGCUGGUACAGUACUUUACUUUACCUCACCUCAGAUAGAGACACAAAAUGAGAGCUAGAGUUGUAAUGCAUUUAGAGAACAGAAGAUUUCCUUGCAAGUAUGACUGUGAAUCUUCAUUCUACUUUUAAACUUUCUUUGCAGCUCUAUAAAACCAUUCUUUGUUUUUAUACUUACUAGAAAAAUGUAAUGAGCUGACAAACGAUAAAUAUAUACUGUAUAUAUUUAUAUAUAAUAUGAUUAUUUUCUUGUACUUUACACAUUAUAGAACCAACAAUACAGCAAAAUGAUGGCUUCUUUCCAAAUAGCAGUAAAUAUCACUGUAAAUUAUAUCCACAGACUAUUCAGACCUGCAAACACAAACAGAAAACAUUUGCAACUAUGAUAUGAAUUUGAUUAAAGCUGCACAUAUAUAUUUACCAUAGAUUCUUUUGUGUAUGUACUCAGCUUUGGAUAUUGUUUAAGUUUUAAAUGAUGUGAAUAUUGAGAUGUAUUAGUUUACAGGGCAAACUGUGUCAUUAAAAUGUUAUGUGUGUUUCUUUAUUAUAAAGUGUUGGGGUUUUUUUUAUUUUAUUUUUUCCUAUGAUGGGUGAUAAUAGUGAUGAGAAAGUGGAAAACUUUACAGAUGUUCAAUUUGAGGAAUGUGUAUGAAUUAUUUGCCCUGACACUGCUGUAUAUUUUUCAAUCCAAUAAAAACGUACACAACAAA
This is a messenger RNA of Sphaeramia orbicularis (orbiculate cardinalfish), 3012 nucleotides long. RefSeq names its product solute carrier family 6 member 1, like (gene slc6a1l). Gene Ontology annotation, cellular component: plasma membrane. The coding region runs from base 447 to 2240 and encodes 597 amino acids. NCBI's taxonomy places the organism in Eukaryota, Metazoa, Chordata, Actinopteri, Kurtiformes, Apogonidae. Gene Ontology annotation, biological process: amino acid transport; sodium ion transmembrane transport; nitrogen compound transport. The transcript has 15 exons. The record is from RefSeq and is a predicted model, not a curated record.